AUGGCUCCGUCGAUUCCAGCCACUCCAUCUCCCAGUUUCAGCAGGUCUACUCCUGCAUCUCCGAUAUCUCGCCCUUCAAAGAAAGUACAUCGUCCUAGAAAGAGGGUUCCAGCACCGGCUUCAAGGUCAAAUACUGGAAAAAGCGUUAACAAGAAGAGCAAGAAAGAUGUCACUAUCUCAGAGCUACAUAAUCCCCUAUGGGUUGACUUUGAGGAUCAGAAAGCACUUGAACGUGGCCAAGGCAAGAACCGUCCUUCUAAAUUCUAUCGGUACCACUUCGAGAAUGCGGCGACACUGAGUCUUUUCGUAAACAAGAUCAAUCACAUCAGCCACAAAGAAGUUCUUGAUCUCAAGCUUCAAGAUGGGAACGCUUUCCAAUCCGUCGGAACUCUCAAACCCAACUUGGAUAUCACGAAAGAACGUAUCGAUCGACACUAUAAAGUGAAGCAGAUGAAGAAUCCUUCUCCGUAUAUAUCUGCUAUGUCUUCCCUCAAAGACGCGGAAGACACUGUUCGUAAGAUGUAUAAGACUCGUACCAGCGCCCCACGCCGUCUCUUGAUCGCGGAGAUCGACGUCUCAGGACUUGUACCUGCUACAUUGAAGACAACUAUGUCAACCACCCAAGGAGACCACUCUUCCGACAAGUCAGAUCCACGCACAUCGUCUACCAACGACCGUGAUGUCGAGAUAACCAUAUGGGUUUUAGAUGCUGUUCCAUAUGAAGGAUCCUCAGCCAUCCGCCCGUCGCGCAAGCUGGACGAGAUCCUCGACUCUGGUGGCCUCAUCUGGCUAUCCGUGAACGAACUCACGAGAUCAGACAUGGAACUAUGGGCCAUGAAGAGUCACGAGAACGAGUGGCUGGCCCUGAGCAGAAUCCCGGAGGGACUUGUCACUAACGUCAUGCCUUUCGAUGGCGCUUUUCUACACUCACAAAAGGGUUACGAGGUUGUCCGCAGCCGUCUGAGCGAGGAAAUCUAUCUUUGGAACUUCGAAAUCAAGAUGUGGGUUCAUGACCCGGAUCUUGCGGAUUUCCGACCCUAUCGUAUAGCAAGGGAUGGCGAAGAGUUCGACUCAGAUUCCGACUAG
Alternaria atra is the source of this 1086-nucleotide messenger RNA. RefSeq lists its product as uncharacterized. The record is from RefSeq and is a predicted model, not a curated record. The transcript is spliced from 3 exons. Lineage: Eukaryota; Fungi; Ascomycota; Dothideomycetes; Pleosporales; Pleosporaceae. The coding region runs from base 1 to 1086 and encodes 361 amino acids.